AUGGCUGAGCAAAAAAAAAGCGACCGACUGUACUUUUUCGUCAAUGGAAACAAGGUGACCGAGGAUCAUGCUGACCCGGAGACAACGCUUUUGACUUACCUGAGGGAAAAAUUGAAAUUAACCGGAACCAAGCGUGGCUGUGGUGGGGGAGGAUGCGGCACUUGCACUGUCAUGGUGUCCAAAUACCAACCUUCCUCCAAAGAAAUCGUUCAUUUUGCAGCCAAUUCAUGCCUAUUGUUCAUCUGUCAAGUUCAUGGUGCAGCCAUCACCACUGUGGAGGGCAUCGGCGACACCAAAACUAGGAUCCACCCUGUACAGGAGCACAUAGCCAAGGCCCAUGGCUCCCAGUGCGGCUUCUGUACUCCUGGUUUUGUGAUGUCCAUGUACACCCUGUUGAGGAAUGAACCGCAGCCCAAAAUGGACAACAUCUUAGAGGCACUCUCUGGUAAUCUAUGUCGCUGUACUGGCUACAGGCCAAUUCUUGAUGGCUGCAGAACAUUCUGUCAGGAGUCCAACUGCUGCCAGAACAAUGGUGACAGUGACAGCUGCCUUAGUAAAAAUGAAAACAUCGAUAAACUGGACGAUGAUGCACCGAAGCUGUUUAACGCGAGGGCAUUUGCUCCACUGGACCCGACACAAGAGUUGAUUUUCCCACCGGAACUUAUUCGGCUGGAGACAGAAAAUGCCCAGGAGACACUCACCUUCCGUGGGGAGAGGGUCACCUGGGUGUCCCCGGUCUCUCUGGAGGAGCUGGUCCAGCUCAGGAAAGACAAUCCAGAUGCUCCACUGGUCUUUGGCUGUACCAUCAUAGGUCCGCUGAUAAAGUUCAGGAGGAAGGAAUACGCAGUGAUGAUAUCCCCCAUGAGGGUCCACGAGCUUUUCACGGUCACCCAUACCCCAGACGGGGUGUGGGUAGGGGCGGGUUUGACUAUGUCCGAGGUGAAGUCUCUGCUGCAGCGGCUGGUGGAGGAGCUUCCCUUUGAAAUGACCGAGCUGUUCAGGGCUCUGGUCCAACAGAUCGGGCAACUGGCAGGCCCACAGAUCCGCAACGUGGCGAGUUUUGGAGGAAACAUUGCGAGUGCUCGUUCUACAUCAGAUGUAAACCCCAUUUUGGCUGUUGGAAACUGCACACUGAGGGUCGUUUCAGCUGGAGAAACAAGAGAGAUUCCUGUGACCCAGAUGGUCUCUGCGAAGGAAAAGGAUUUGAUAAUCUCUGUUUUCCUCCCUCACACCACAACGGGAGAGCUGGUACGAGCCUUCCGUCAGGCCCCACGGAAAUGCAAUGCCUUUGCCACAAUAAUCGCAGGGAUGCGGGUGUUGUUCAAUGAAGGCACCAGGGAAGUGCAGGACCUCAGAAUUUACUGGGGAGGAUUUGGACCAACCCCUGUUGGUGCUCCCAAAACCUGCGCCACUAUCAUUGGAAGGCUGUGGGAUGAUGAGACGCUCAGCCAGGCCUAUGAUGUACUCCUGGAGGAGUUUUCUACUAUUUCAUCGAAUGAGGUGCACUUUCGCCGCUCCUUGAUGCUCAGCCUGCUCUUCAAGUUCCACCUUGAAGUUCAGCACAGGCUCAGAGAAAUGGACCUCCCUGUGUUUCAGAACGUGAUCACAGACGACCUUCCUGCGGCGAUGCAAAGUGGAAUAAAGUCUUUACCCAAAGACAUCCAACCUGGCAUACAGGAGUUUCAGGGUGUGCCGGAAGACCAGGCGGAAUGGGACUCGGUGGGACAUCCCAUCAUGCAUCGCUCUGCCCUUAGCCAAGCCACCGGAGAAGCUGUGUAUUGCGACGACCUUCCCAUAAUAGAUAACGAGCUAUUUAUGGUCGUGGUGACCAGUGAUGAGAUUUUUGCCACAUUAACAGACAUAGAUGUGACCCAGGCUCGGAAUGCUCGUGGCGUGGCGGAUGUCAUAACCUCCAGGGACAUUCCAGGGAAAAAGGUCCGCACUUUGUAUGGUUACAAAGAGGAACUGCUCGCCGAGAACAAGGUACUGUUGUGUGUAUCAUGUUAUGGUCAGAUGGUGUGUGCAGUGGUCGCUGACUCCAUGACCAACGCCAAACGAGCGGCAGCACUCGUGAAGAUCACCUAUGAAAAACUGCCAAACCCGGUUUUCACUGUGGAGGAAGCCAUAGAGAGGGAAGAAUUUUUUGAACCUCGGAGAAGGCUCGAAAGAGGAGACGUGGAGGAGGCCUUUGCAAAUGUUGAUCAUGUCUAUGAAGGGGAGAUUCGAAUUGGUGGCCAGGACCAUUUCUACAUGGAGACCCAGAGCAUGCUGGUGGUACCUGUAGGAGAAGAGAGAGAAUUCAAUGUUUUCAUUUCCUGUCAGUGGCCAUCACUUACCCAGCAGGCAGUAGCAGAGACGCUGGACAUCCCGUUAAACAGGGUUACCUGUCACGUGAAAAGGAUGGGCGGGGCUUUUGGAGGGAAGUUAACCAAAACAACCAUCCUGGCUUGUAUCACUGCUGUGGCUGCCUGGAAGACUAAGCGGGCGGUGCGAUGUGUUCUGACAAGAGGCGAGGAUAUGCUAAUCACAGGAGGCCGACACCCUGUCAUUGGCAAAUACAAGGUUGGGUAUAUGGAUAAUGGAAAGAUUUUGGCUGCAGAAGUUGAGUAUUGCGCCAAUGCUGGCAACACUGUGGAUGAGUCCCCUGCUGUGAUCGAGAAGAUGAUUUGUCAUUGCGACAAUGCCUACAAUAUACCCAACCUGCGAGCGAGCGGCUCGGCCUACAAGACCAACAUGCCCUCCAACACGUCCUGCAGGGGCUUCGGUGUGCCCCAGGGCAUCCUGGUCAUAGAGAACAUGAUCAGCGAUGUGGCCUGUAAGCUGGGUCGCCCUGCUGACCAGAUCCGUGAGAUUAACAUGUACAAUGGGCCAUCUCUAACUCACUACAAGUUUCCAUUCGACUCGGAGAACCUGCAGCUUUGUUGGGAGGAGUGCAAAAAGAGGUCCAACUUCAGGUCCCGAUGCUGGGAGGUCAGCCUGUUCAACCAGCGGAACCGUUGGAAGAAAAAAGGCAUUUCGCUGAUCCCUAUCAAGUUUGGUGUUGGCUUCUCAGAGAGCUUCCUCAACCAGGCUGGGGCUCUGGUCCACAUUUAUAAGGAUGGUUCGGUUCUGGUCAGCCACUGCGGGGCAGAGAUGGGUCAGGGCAUCCACACCAAAAUGCAACAGGUGGCAAGCAAAGAGCUCGGUGUGCCUCUCUCUAAGGUCCACAUUUCUGAGACCAGCACCGCCGCUGUGCCCAACGACGGCCCCUCUGCUGCCUCGUUUGGCACUGACGCAAAUGGCGAGGCGGUCAAGCUAGCCUGCCAGACCCUGUACCGAAGGCUAGAGCCAAUCAGACAGCAGAGCCCCAACAGCGCAUGGGAGUUAUGGAUUGAUGACGCGUAUAAACAGAAGAUCAGUUUAUCAGCUACUGGAUACCAUAGAGGUCCUGACAGUUGCAUGAAGUGGGACGAGAUGGAGGGUCAGCCAUAUCCCUACUUCACCUAUGGAGUUUGCUGCAGCGAGGUGGAGUUGGACUGCCUCACAGGAGACUAUAUGACGCUGAGGACCGACCUCGUACUCGACAUCGGCAGAAGCAUUAAUCCCUCUGUGGACAUCGGCCAGAUUGAAGGGGCCUUUAUGCUGGGCCUGGGUCUAUACACCACUGAGAAGCUGAACUUUUCCAAAGGGAAACUCUACUCCUGGGGUCCUUCCCAGUAUCAUAUUCCUGCUGUGUGUGACAUGCCGCUGCAGUUCAACGUCUAUCUGCUCCCAAACUCUACCAACCCUCAUGCUAUCUACUCCUCAAAGGGUGUCGGAGAACCCAGCCUGUUUCUGGGCAGCUCGGUGUUCUUCGCCAUCAAAGACGCGGUGGCGGCGGCCCGGGUCGAUUCCAGUUUGUUCGAACCAUUCCGACUGGACAGCCCCUCCACCCCGGAAAACUCGUGUGUGGCCUGUGCGACGUCCUUCACCCAAAAGGUUCCAGUAAACAAUGAUGUUUCACGUAAUGAGUUUUGA
Lampris incognitus (smalleye Pacific opah) is the source of this 3996-nucleotide messenger RNA. RefSeq names its product aldehyde oxidase 3-like. The transcript is spliced from 35 exons. Gene Ontology annotation, molecular function: FAD binding; iron ion binding; oxidoreductase activity. Lineage: Eukaryota; Metazoa; Chordata; Actinopteri; Lampriformes; Lampridae. The record is from RefSeq and is a predicted model, not a curated record. Bases 1 to 3996 code for a protein of 1331 amino acids.